GGCUCCGCCACCACCUCCCAUUUCCUCUGCCCUUUCGCCUACCGCCCCGCCUCCCACUUUCCCUUCCCUCGCAGUCAUGGUGUCGCGUCGCGGGCCACCACCUCGGCUGGUGCGGCCCUCGGCCCUGCUGCUGGUGCUGGCUUGCCUUCUCGCCCCCCUCCUCCUCGGCGCCGGGAUCGGAAGCGCCCUGCCCACCCCCACCGCCGCCGGCGACCGGACUCUCGCCUUCCAGGACACGCAUCCUUCUGGCGAGGACAUGUCCAUCAGCAACCUCUUCUGCCCCCCUGGAUCGUCGCUUCACAACUUUUCCUGUCGCAAGUGCUCGAUUGCCGGGUGCAAGACAUGCACCUGGUUCCAAGGGCCCGAGCAGUGUCACGCCUGUUUGGAUGGCUUCUCCUCCGAUCUCCCAUGCACUCAAUGCCCGAGCCUCUGCAAGACCUGCAGCCUGAGCCUCCACUGCACGGCCUGCAAUCCCGGGGCCCUCCUUCACCGGGACACCGGGACCUGCCACAGCACCUGCCCGGAGGGCACCUUCCCCGAGGGGGACUUCUGCCAGGACUGUGGCUCCGGCUGUCAGCGAUGCUCCGGCUCCGGGACCUGCGACAAGUGCCACCAGGGGGUCAGCUACUUCGGUAGCUGCGUUGCCGCCUGCCCGGAGGGGUUUGGCCUGGAUGCCACGGGACUCGUGUGUCAAGCCUGCCCGGCCGGGUGUCUUUCCUGCUCGCAGGCCGCCAUCUGCCAGGUCUGCCUGCAGGGGCAGUUCGAGCACCAGGGCGGCUGUGUGGCAGCCUGCCCUGCCGGCACCGCGCCCAAUGCCGAGGGGACUCGGUGCCUGCCCUGUCCGGACAUGUGCACGGCCUGUACCUCGGCCGCCACCACAUGCACCGCUUGCGCUCCGGGGAUGCUGCUCUUCAACUUCCGCUGCGUGGCAAGCUGCCCGGCCGGCUUCUACUCGGAUGGGCGGUCCUGCCUCAGCUGCAACCUCAACAACUGCCAAGAGUGCGCCCUGCCCUCUGGCGGGUCGUCGACUCCGGUGUGUCUCUCCUGCCGCGGGGACACCAUCCUCAGCCUGGAUGCCCGGAUGUGUCUGAGUGCCUGCCCGAGCGGGCAGUCGGCCCACAUUACCGAGGGCGUGCAUCAGUGCGCCGCCUGCCCGCAAAAUUGCGCCACCUGCUCCAGCUCGCCGGCCGUGUGCGAUGCCUGUCAGGCGGGCUACUUCCUGUCGAUGGACAGGUGCACGGCCACCUGCCCGACGGACCAGUUCGCCGAUUCGACUUCUCGGACCUGCCGGGCAUGCCAUGCCUCCUGCCGGACUUGCUCCGGCCAGGCGGCCGACAAGUGCACCUCCUGCCAGGAGGGCAUGGUGGUCGAGGAGCCCGGGCCGGCUGGCCGGUGUGUGCCCGACUGCUCGGACCCGGGCGCCUGUCCCAGCGGGUGCUCCGAGCAUUGUACCUCCUGCCGGGUGUCCCCGGGCGCCACGGAUCCCACCGACACCACGUGCCUGUCUUGCGACACGCCCUUCCUCCUGGAUGGCGGUGCCUGUGUGGAGACCUGCCCUCCGGGGCAUGCCAGCGCCGGAACCGGGGCCUGCUUCUCCUGCCACCCAUCGUGCGCCGCCUGCACCGAGGGCUUCACCGCCUCCCAAUGCACCGCCUGCCCAAGUGGCAAGUUCCUCCAGCAGGGCUACUGCCUGGAUGAGUGCGAUCCCGUUGGCUGGUUCCCGAGCACGACCAGCCAAUGUGCCCGGUGUCAUGGGUCUUGCCUCCAAUGUGCCGGCUUGACGGCCACCCAUUGCACCCGAUGCCCGCGUGGACGACGGCUACUCCCCGCGGCCGGGUCCGAUGACCAGAACCCGCUGGGGUCCUGUGUCGAGCGUUGUCCCGAUGGCUGGCACAGCAAUUCCACCGGCACCAGCUGCCUGCGGUGUGAUGCCAGCUGUGGCACCUGCUCCGGGCCGGCGGCCAGCCAGUGCACCUCCUGCCUGGCUGGGGGGAAUCUCCACGCCGGGCAAUGCCUUGCCGAGUGCCCGGCCCGGUUCUUCCCGCAGCCGUCCACCUCCGGCACUUGGAAUCGGUGUGCCGCCUGUACGGCCGGCUGUGAGAUGUGCACCGGCGACACGGCGGCCCUAUGCGUCGCCUGCCAGCCGGGGUUCUUCGCGGUCGAGGGGGUUGGCUGUCGGGAGGUUUGUCCGGCUGGCCAGCUGGCCGACCCGGCCACCCGGCGAUGCAUCCCCUGCGCGGCUUCCUGCGCGGAGUGCCGCGGCUCGCCGGACUUCUGCACCCGCUGCCCGGCCGGGCAGGUGCCGAGCAUCAGAUCCGGCCAAUGCCAGGCCACCUGCGAGGCGGAUGAGAUCCUCCAAGCCGGCGCCUGCCAGCCCUGCCACCCGAGCUGCUCCGCAUGCCAGACACCGAACUCCCAUUCCAGUUGCACCGUCUGCCAGGACAACACCUUCCACCUGGAUGGCACUUGCCAUGGGAGCUGCCCGGCGGGCUUCUUCCCGGCGAAUGGGCCCUGCUCCGGGGCCGGCACCGGUUCUGCCCUGCUCGGUGCCAUGGCGGCCGAGAGUGGGGGGGGCACCUGCUGUCGGUGUUCGCUGGAAUGUGACACCUGUGCUGGCCCGGGCAACAGGCAGUGCACCCGGUGCCCGGCCGGCAAGCUGCUUCACGAGGGCACUUGUCUUACGGCCUGCCCGGAGCCUGGCUUUUUCCCCGAUCUCGACACCGGCCGCUGCUCCAAAUGCAGUGCCCUCUGCGAUGUGUGCCCUGGGGGCCCGGGCACGUGCGAGCAGUGCAAGCCCGGGGCAUACAUGUUCACUGGGCUGAAGCCCGACCCCCAGGCCAAGGCUGGCUCCCGGGCUUCGGAGGACGUCUCGCCCAUGGUCAGCCAUGCCAUGUGCACCUCCGUCUGCCCUGGGGGCUGGUAUCCCGACAACCAGUACAUGACGUGCGAGCUGUGUGCCACGGAUUGCAUCCAGUGCUCUGGGCCCACCGACCUGGACUGCCAAGUUCGCCAGUGUGAUACCGACAACAGCUGCUCCUCCAAGACACGCUCCUCCCUGGCCAUUGGGCUGUCUGUUGGCCUGCUACUGCCGAUCAUCAUCCUCGGCAUCGUGGUGUGGAUUGUCCUUCGCCGCCGGCGCCAGCCCCAGCCAAAGGCCGAGGAGGCCCCCCCCUCGCCCGAUAUGGCCGAUAUGACGAUCCUGAACACCAUCGUCGAUCUCUCGCUUCCGGGCUUCACGCAAAUUCGGAUCGGCGAGGAUGUCAAGGUUCUCGGGGAGGACUCGGAUCUCGGGUCUGGCGCCCAUGCGUCCGUCAAGAAGGCUCGCGUUUUCAAGCCGCUGCUGCUGCAGCGCGUUGGCCAGGACUUUGUGGCCGUCAAGUUCUUCACCGAUGACAUCUCCCCUCGACUGCUGCAGUCGAUGUUUGAGAUGGAGGUAUCCACCCUCUGGGCACUCCAAAGCUCGCCCCAUGUCGCCACUCUGUACGGCUACUCCGAAAGCCCCAAGGCUUUGGUGAUGAAGCUGUACGACUCGAACCUCAGCCAGCUUCUCCACAGCUCCGAAGGCCCGGGCGACAUCAGCUUGCCGAUCGUCAAAAGCCUGGCCACCCAGAUCAUCUCAGGUCUGGCGUAUGUCCACUCGCAGGGGAUUGCCCACCGCGACUUGAAGCCGGGGAAUAUCUUCCUCCACAUGGACCCCGAGACGGGCGGCCUGAAUGCGUGCCUCGGGGAUUUCGGCCUUGCCCAGUCAGUCGAUCGGUCGUCGACCCUGACCUCGACCAUCUUCGCCCGCGGGGCCAGCCUCUCCUAUGCUCCUCCGGAGGUCCUCGAGCAGCUCCUCACCAAGACUCCCCUGGGUGAUGCCUCUCGCAUGCAGCUCUUCGCCGCCGAUAUCUAUGCUCUCGGCAUCAUCCUUUGGGAGCUGGUCUCCACCAAGAAGGCCUGGUCCGGCUGCCCCCGCGACGACCUGAUUCAGGGCGUCCUCCGUGGCGAGAGGCCGCCAACCACUCAGGUCGCCAUUCGCUACCCCUGCACCGACCCGACGGUCUUCCUCAUCAUCGGCCUUGCGACCUCGUGCUGGACACAGAGUUUCAAACAACGGCCGAUGGCCUCAUCAGUUGAGACACUGGUCAGGCAGUAGGGACAUCACGUGAAGCGCCCGGCCAUGUUCGCCCAGCCCACAACCCCUCCCGGUUGAUGGGCCAUCCGGCCCUUCUCCAUGAGUCUUUCUCCCUCUCCCCCCCUAGAAGAGAGGGGGUCAGAGAGGAUGGGGAG
This is a messenger RNA of Fonticula alba, 4272 nucleotides long. RefSeq names its product serine/threonine protein kinase. The coding region runs from base 77 to 4138 and encodes 1353 amino acids. The transcript is spliced from 10 exons. The record is from RefSeq and is a predicted model, not a curated record. NCBI's taxonomy places the organism in Eukaryota, Rotosphaerida, Fonticulaceae. Gene Ontology annotation, molecular function: ATP binding; protein kinase activity. Gene Ontology annotation, biological process: protein phosphorylation.